Messenger RNA from Colletotrichum phormii, 1045 nucleotides. RefSeq lists its product as uncharacterized. NCBI's taxonomy places the organism in Eukaryota, Fungi, Ascomycota, Sordariomycetes, Glomerellales, Glomerellaceae. Bases 233 to 775 code for a protein of 180 amino acids. The record is from RefSeq and is a predicted model, not a curated record. The transcript has a single exon.
GUUGAUGAAUGCGAGCAAGAACCUGGAAGAUGGGUGAUUAUUUGUAUGUUUAUUGAGGUUGAUGAUGGAUUGAGUGUAAGAUAUAAGAAUUCGGGGCCCCGCCAAGAACGAGUUACGAUCCGCGUUCAACGGCAUCUAUUGAUCAUCACCACACGCUUCUCUCACGCACCACCCGAAGCUCACUCGAGAAGAUCCUCAAGCAGAUCGAUCAGUCAUCACCAAACUCACAACGAUGUCCGACCAAACAAUUCCCAACACCUCACGACAAGCAACCCCUUUACCCCCCGCCCGCCUCAUAACAACAGGCCACACCGCAGACGGCACCUCAAUCUUCACAUCCGACGCCAUUCUCCCCCCUUUCCACCCCUUCGGCCCCCAAGCAAGCAGCUUCACCUCCUUCCACACAACUUCAACUCUCCCGGCCUCCAACUUACCCAACGCCCCUCCGCAAACCCUCUCAACCUCCCUACCGCGAGCGCCCGCGGCAGGGACGUACUUUUGCCUCACGGAUUUCCCGCCGCGGUAUAAGGCGCCCAUGCACCGGACUCUCAGUGUCGAUUAUGCGUGUGUGCUAGUCGGGGAGAUUGUGCUCAGGCUUGAUGGUGGGGAAGACAAGGUUGUCAGGGCGGGGGAGAUUAUUGUUCAGGGUGGAGUGAACCAUGAGUGGGUUAAUGCGUCGGACGGGUUUACGAGGGUUCUGUUUGUGAUGGUUGGGGCUGAGGCUGUGGUUCUUGAUGAUGGGCGAAGGUUAGAAGAGACGGUUUUCAAGAAAUGAAGGUCGGGUCUGCGGACUGUAGUGGUGUUGUUUCAACCGUGGCUGGCUUUUGUUUGUUUCGAUAAGUUUUUUCUCUAAAAUUUUCCCUCCCUGUUAGUUCCUGACUAUCCUUUCUUAGAUCACACUGUACCAAUGGCAUGUCCAAAGGUGAACGGGAUGUUGAGGUGUUACUCUAGACAACAUCAGUUGAUUAUGAGAAGCAACCAGACUUCACACAGCAAAUUCCGUUCUCUAUUACUUUUCACACACACUGCGCAUAGUUCUGAAAUU